Messenger RNA from Engraulis encrasicolus (European anchovy), 1235 nucleotides. RefSeq names its product sialoadhesin-like. The record is from RefSeq and is a predicted model, not a curated record. The transcript is spliced from 7 exons. Bases 24 to 1235 code for a protein of 403 amino acids. Lineage: Eukaryota; Metazoa; Chordata; Actinopteri; Clupeiformes; Engraulidae.
GGCUGAACCUCAUAUGCUGAACCAUGCUGUCAGUGAUCACCCUAUCCUGCUUUUUGCUUCUUUACACUGUGGGUCUGCAAGCCCUAACAAUAACCUACAAUCCUGAGGAGACGUGUGCCGUCAAAGGAUCCACCAUUGUGCUUACAUGCUCUUACCCUCCAACGCGUCAGUAUUUUCGAAGAGGUCAUUGGUACAGACAUGAUUCCAGGACCAGUGCUUCGGAUGCAGGCCGCUUUGUAUUAUCAUCUGCCUCCAAAGACUGUAUCCUGAAAUUGGACGGCCUUACCUCUAGUCACUUUUAUGAACACAGAGUCGAGACGUCCUACUAUCCAAUGAGCAUGAGCACAAAUGUUGAAACAGGACCUGGAAGAGCUAAUCUCACCGUAGUGGAUACUCUCCGCAAAGACUGCUGGGGGGUGUCCUAUGGGUCUGUGACCGACAUCUGCCUCCUGGAGGGCUCGACUCUGGACAUCCCCUGUUCCUACGGCUUCCCCAGAGGCCACACAGUCGCCACAGCUUUCUGGUACAGAAGAGAGAAGAAGAAGGAUCCCACAGAUCUGCGCGAUAUUGAGCAGUACAAAGGCAGGGUUGAGUAUCUUGGUGCUGAUGACAUCCAUAACUGCACUGUCCGGAUCAGAGACCUUGGACUGAAUGACUCUUGGCAGUAUCACUUCAGAUACACCACCGACAAACCAGGAGGAGCCUUCUCUGGUGGACCAGUCAACAUCUUGGUCACAGAUCUGCAGGUUUCAAUGAGCUCUGACACAGUGACCGAGGGAGACAACGUCACCAUGUCUUGCAGCACCAGAUGCAAACUGAAGGGCAACACGACCUUCAUCUGGUACAAGGACAACAUGACACCUAUCAAGACCUCCUCCAGACAUCCAUCCACCUCCAGCAGCCUGCACCUUGACCCAGUCAGCAGUGAGGAUGCAGGUCAGUACUACUGUGCCAUCGAGGGGCAAGAGGAUGUGACGUCAUCUGCAGCUACUCUUCAUAAUGAGAACAACAUGGUGACUCUGACCUGCAUCAGUGAUGCCAACCCUCCAGUGCACACCUACACCUGGUACAGAAAGGAUGGUGGUAACAUCACGUUACUGGGUGUGGGUCAGACUCAUGUGGUCGUCAGCAACAGCUCUGAGAUCAGUGGAUUCUACUACUGUGUGGCACAAAAUGACAUUGGUUGGAAGAUCUCUGAGCUUUUAUCAUUGCCCACCUCAGGUAAGGCCAGUUGA